UUCCUCUACCACUGCUCCCGCUCCCUCCCUAGGCUGGUGUCCUCUGUCCAAGCCGUCAUGGCCUCCACAGCUGGCUACAUCGUCUCCACCUCCUGCAAGCACAUCAUCGAUGACCAACACUGGCUUUCCUCCGCCUACACACAGUUCGCAGUGCCCUACUUCAUCUACGACAUCUACGCCAUGUUUCUCUGCCACUGGCACAAGCACCAGGUCAAGGGGCACGGAGGGGACGAAGGCGAGGCCCGGGCCCCCGGCAGCACCUGGGCCGUGGCGCGCGGCUACCUGCACAAGGAGUUCCUCAUGGUGCUGCACCACGCCGUCAUGGUGCUGGUGUGCUUCCCGCUGUCGGUGGUGUGGCGUCAGGGCAAAGGCGACUACUUUCUAGGCUGCUUGCUGAUGGCCGAGGUCAGCACGCCCUUCGUCUGCCUGGGCAAGAUCCUCAUCCAGGUGAGCGGACCUGAGGGUGCAGGAGCCUGCGGGGGGCACGCGGGGCUGCCGCUGCUCGCCGUGCCGCUCGCCCUCCCGGCGCACGUCAACCUGGGCGCCGCGCUGCUGCUCGCCCCGCAGCUCUACUGGUUCUUCCUCAUCUGCCGCGGGGCCUGCCGCCUCUUCUGGCCGCGCAGCUCCCCGCCGCCCUCGCCCGCGCCGGCCCGCGAGUGAGGCGGGGCCCGAGGACCCUGCCCGCCCCUCCGCCAGCCCCACCCCUACCCCCCUCGGGGACGAGGCUCUGGGGCUGCUGCGAGGGGUGUGGAGCCGGGAGCCUGGCCGCCCGGGACGGACGAUGGACUCCGAGGGGUGGGUGCAGGCCCGCAGGGCCCGGGGCAGGGCGGGUGGAGGGGCGGGGAGAGGGCCUGGUCCCGCGGCCCCGCCCGCAGACCUGUCUCUGACCACAGCCCGGGGCCCUGGAGAGCGGAGGGCAGCGGAAGGGGCGCCCCUUCCCCUCCUUGUAAGGCUGGAGGGCGGGGGGGGAGGCUGAUGGAGGCUCAAGGGGACCAGGAACUAGAAGGUGGGGGAGGCCCUGCUGCAGCUCCUCCCAGCUCCCUGCUCGGAAGGGGCCGGCUCAGGGCGGGCGGCCCGCAGCUCCUUCUCCAGGGGGCCAGCCUGAGGUCCUAUUUAUUCACCCACAUUCUCACUCGUCUGUCGGGGGCGGUGGCUGCUCUCCCCCGC
Molecule: messenger RNA, 1167 nt
Organism: Myotis lucifugus (little brown bat)
Lineage: Eukaryota; Metazoa; Chordata; Mammalia; Chiroptera; Vespertilionidae
Gene: TLCD3B
Product: family with sequence similarity 57 member B
Exons: 4
Coding region: 58-660 (200 amino acids)
Biological process (GO): ceramide biosynthetic process; lipid homeostasis
Cellular component (GO): membrane; endoplasmic reticulum
Molecular function (GO): sphingosine N-acyltransferase activity
Source: RefSeq, a predicted model, not a curated record